GUCAAAAUACUCUUUUAACUGAGAUGUUACACGAAUCCAAAUCCGUCGUAACAUCACCUUUCACAAUUUUAUAUCAAAAGAAACAAUAAUAUUUGCUUGCAUCUUGGAAUAAACGCAGCCUAAACUGAAGUCCCACUUCUGGUCCCUCCGUCGCCGGCGAUUCUCCGUUGACUGAUUCAACUAACUUUAGUCACUUACUUGUACAGAGAGAGAGACAGGGAGAGAGAGAGAGAGAGAUGGCCACGUCAGCAUCUGCAUAUCAGAAGCUAUUGAGCGUAGGCACGAAAAUCAUCGGCGUCGGUCGUAACUAUGCUGCUCACGCCAAAGAACUCGGCAACGCCGUUCCCAAGGAGCCGGUGUUGUUUUUAAAGCCGACGUCGUCGUAUUUGCUGAAUGGAGGCACGAUUGAGGUGCCGUAUCCGUGUUUAUCGCUUGAUCAUGAGGUUGAGUUGGCUGUUGUUGUUGGCCGUAAAGCUCGUGAUGUUUCCGAGUCCAAUGCUAUGGAUUAUGUUGGCGGUUAUGCACUUGGCUUGGAUAUGACUGCGAGGGAAAUUCAGGCUUCUGCGAAGUCUGCAGGUCUUCCAUGGACUGUGGCUAAAGGGCAGGACACCUUCACACCAAUUAGCUCUGUUCUUCCUGAGUCUAUGGUGCCAGAUCCUCACAAUUUAGAGUUAUGGCUGAAGGUAGACGGAGAAAUUCGGCAGAAAGGAUCAACUGCAGAGAUGAUAUUUAAGAUACCAUUUCUUAUAAGCCACAUAAGUUCCCUUAUGACUCUUCUUGAAGGAGAUGUUAUACUAACAGGCACCCCACAAGGUGUUGGCCCUGUAAAAGUCGGUCAGAAGAUAGAUGCUGGUAUAACAGGGCUAUUGGACAUCCACUUCAACGUUGAGAAGCGCCAAAGACCCCAAAUGUAGUUGAAUAAUCAAGCCAAGCAUGCUUUAAUUAGACGGGGCAGUUUUAUCCGCAAAGAUGUGAUCAGACGAGUUACUUAACAAGCUUUUUGUAAUGCAGAUGUAUUUUCACAUUAAAGCGAAGAUGUAUCAAAAAAUAAUGUAUCAAGAAUGUGGUUAUGGACAAGUUGUUGCUAUUUAGCAAAUAGUAUGUGAUAAUGUAUUGGAAAUAAAUAUUUAGCAAAAAAAAAUGUAUCGGAAAUAGAUGCCCCCUUGUCUUUCAA
Messenger RNA from Daucus carota subsp. sativus, 1174 nucleotides. Its product is annotated as probable acylpyruvase FAHD1, mitochondrial. NCBI's taxonomy places the organism in Eukaryota, Viridiplantae, Streptophyta, Magnoliopsida, Apiales, Apiaceae. Gene Ontology annotation, molecular function: acetylpyruvate hydrolase activity. The record is from RefSeq and is a predicted model, not a curated record. The coding region runs from base 237 to 914 and encodes 225 amino acids. Gene Ontology annotation, cellular component: mitochondrion. The transcript has 7 exons.